Molecule: messenger RNA, 692 nt
Organism: Funneliformis geosporum
Lineage: Eukaryota; Fungi; Glomeromycota; Glomeromycetes; Glomerales; Glomeraceae
Source: the annotation of a GenBank genome assembly
AGCGGGAAAAUAAUGGGGAUAAAGAAAUGGAAAUAAUAAAAAUUAUUUUUGAGUUAAAAUUAGAAAUUGCUAAAUUAACCAAAAAUCAUAAAGUCACCGAUUUAGUUCCUAAGGAUUACCAAGAAAAAUUAAUGAAUAUGAAAUCUAUCGCCGAAGCCAAAUCUUAUCAGCAAGAAAUUGAAAAAAAAAUACAAGAGGAGAAAGCAAAACACCAGUCACUUUUUACUGACGAAAACAAACUUUCUUUGCCAGUCAAAGUAGUUAUCGGAGCCGGAAUAAUUGGUCGUAUUCACCAAAUAAAAAAGAUUUCUAAACCUUCGCAACAUAUUCAUUUAAAAGCCAAGGAAAUAAAAAAAUAUUGUCAUCAUCGCGGCGUUUACCUUAUCUCUACUUCGCUUCCUGAAACUCCCUUAUUAACUCAUCGUGAAGCCUUAGUUCAAAAUCAAGGUGAAAAAGUAAAAAUUAAUUUAGGAAAGGGGACGAUUUCUGCCGAAGGUCCAUUAGGGAAAAGUGAAGAAAUGCCUCUUCCCGCUGAUUUAGAAAUUACUAAUCAAGAAAAUAAGUUAAGCACCAAAUCGGUUAACUCUGCUUUGGCCGGUACUUAUAAUGCUUUAAUUUCUAAUCUAAUAAAGGGAGUGGUAGAAGGUCAUGAAAGUGUGGUUGAAGUGAAAGGAGUAGGAUAUAAACACUAG